AUUGGAAAUACCACUGGAUUAUCUAACUAAUUUUAAAUGUGCAGAAAUGACAUUUUUGUACCAACGCGUUUUUGACAUCGAUACUCAACGCCUGAUAACACUAAGUCUAAUUUCCGAAGGUAUUGAUAUCACACAAGAUCGUAUCCUUAUUCUUAAUGUUCUGUUGUCAUUAGAAUUUCUCUGGCAUUACCUUAACGGAUUGCCUGGACGAAUAGGGAUCUUGAGCCCAUCAUAG
Acaulospora morrowiae is the source of this 235-nucleotide messenger RNA. The record is from the annotation of a GenBank genome assembly. NCBI's taxonomy places the organism in Eukaryota, Fungi, Glomeromycota, Glomeromycetes, Diversisporales, Acaulosporaceae.